AUGUCGUAUCUUUCAACAGGCCUCAAGGGCCUCAUAGCAGGAGCACUCGUGACGCCCGUCGUGACGAAAUGCGUAAUUGUGCCCAUCUAUUAUAACCCCGCCAAGGACGCCAUGAAGGAGAUACACUAUAUCCAGCAGGAGAUGGAGUACGUCGGCUGGAACGUGAGGCAUAUCCAGGAGGAUCGCGGGUAUGCCGAGGAGGAUAUGUAUACACCUGGCACUUAUUAUAAGCAGGGCCAAUCUUAA
Lodderomyces beijingensis is the source of this 246-nucleotide messenger RNA. The record is from the annotation of a GenBank genome assembly. NCBI's taxonomy places the organism in Eukaryota, Fungi, Ascomycota, Pichiomycetes, Serinales, Debaryomycetaceae.